CGCUCCAGUUCGGCUCACGUCGCACCGCCGCCACCGAUCGCUGCAGCCAUGAGGCUCCUCGCUGUAGCCGCGCUCGUCUGCUGCGCGGCGGCCGUCCCGCAGGGCUACGGCGGCGCCGAGACGGGCUCGGCGCCCUCCGAGCAGGCCGCCGAGGCCGCUAAGGACGCUCAGGAGGCCGCCGUGGAGGCCGCCGAGGUGGAGCCGGCAAAGGCCGCCGUCGAUACCGCCGUGCCCGCGGUGGAGACGGCGCCGUCCGCCGGCGAGACCGCGCCGGCGCCCGCCGCAGAAACCGGCGUCUCCGAAACUUCCGCCAAGUCCACGCAGUCUACUUCUGGCGGCUACGUCGAGCCAGCUGAGCCCGUAGAGCCCGCCGAGCCCGUCGAGCCCGUCGAGCCGGUCGAGCCCGUCGAGCCGGUCGAGCCCGUCGAGCCUGUCGAGCCCGUAGAGCCCGUAGAGCCAGCUGAGCCCGUCGAGCCGGUAGAGCCCGUCGAGCCCGUAGAGCCCGUCGAGCCGGUCGAGCCCAUCGAGCCCGUAGAGCCCCUAGAGCCCCUAGAGCCCGCCGAGCCCGUAGAGCCAGUCGAGCCCAUCGAGCCCGUCGAGCCCAUCGAGCCCGUCGAGCCCGUCGAGCCCGUAGAGCCCGUCGAGCCUGUUGAGCCUGCAGGCUAUUAAAGAAACACCCCCUCUUACCGAGCUGUCCCAAUAUCUGGCGCCGAUCCCAUAGACAACUGCUGGCAUUGUCCAUUUUCUUCCCCGACUACACAUACAGCCAAUGUUAGAAGCAUGUUACAUAAAUGUGGUUAGCGAGUGCUUUGUCUGACGUUAUUGUAGUGUGCUGUUGUUUUAUAUAUGUGUAUAUUGCAAUACAUAACUUGGACUUUU
Molecule: messenger RNA, 879 nt
Organism: Amphibalanus amphitrite
Lineage: Eukaryota; Metazoa; Arthropoda; Thecostraca; Balanomorpha; Balanidae
Product: accumulation-associated protein-like
Exons: 1
Coding region: 49-669 (206 amino acids)
Source: RefSeq, a predicted model, not a curated record